AUAGGGGCCCAUGUAUGCACAAAGGCCCUUUGAUAUCAUUAAUUGGUGGAGUUUUCAUAGGUUGACUUGACUUUUUGAAAUGUGUGUUUGUUUUAAAACUAGGGGUCGUGUCGUUAAUAAGUGAGAAAUGGCUUUUCCGUCGCGACUGCCACUAAGGGACAUGCCCUUCCGAUACCUUCUCAACUUCUUCUCGGCGAUUCAGUCCUUAGCCAUUAUCCUGGACAACUCUGAGAGUGUUGCCAGAGAGGUUUUACGUGAACUCGGCUAUGGAGAAAAUCAGAUAAACUAUAUGUAUGACAAAUACAAACGACCAAUCUUUGAAGCAUUGAUAUCGCAUCGUGACUGGAAGGGAACUGUUCAAGAUCUCUACAGGGUUCUGAGUUCGACUAAUCAGACGGAGGCUUUACAGACGUUGUUCACCUUUCUCCGUGAGAACCUGAAUGACCGUCGGCAUGUACCAGAUGAAGCAACGAAGGCGAACUGGGCGAUCUUACUGGAUUCAACGCAGUAUAGGAUCUCCCCUGAUAUUUCUUGGCCCCGAGUUUUCAUGAAAACAUACAUCUUUCCUAUCUAUAGCCGCGUGCAGAAGAUUGUCUACAUGAUGUUCCCGUUCAGUACGGCUUAUGCCUCUGACAUGUACCGGUCUAUAAGCAACCUGAUGAACAACGUGAUUAUCGUCGUUUGGUUUCUGACCGUAGCACAGAAUGCAAUGACCAUAUACCAGGAGGGACGUCUUCAAUACUCGGUUACCAUCUUCAUCUCACUUUCUCUCUGGAUCAAGCUUUACCUCAUGAACGCACCUUUCAAUCAACUCAGAGGAUUGUUGCCGUUGGAAAACGAUGAGCAAAAUCUUCGAAGGGCCGACUUUCUCUACAAGGAGAUUCGAAUCGCAUUGCUCUUUGUGUUCUUCUUCAAGCUGGCUCUUGCUAUGUUCGGUUGUGCCUUGUUCUACGCCUUCCCAGAUUUUCUCCUCGAAGAUCUCCAAAGCAAGAUGACCCAAUUCGCCUUGUUUCUUUUCGUCUUUGAGUUGGCCCAUAAUGCAUUCUAUUUGAAUGCAUUCUAUUGGGACCCUAAUAUUUUCCGUAUCAUUAAUGAUUUGUUUCCUAUGUAGAAAAUAUUCAAACCGCACAUUCAUGGCUGAAAUACAGUGUGUACAAGCAUGCACAUUUAGGUGUUUGCCUUAGCGAGUCUCCAAAUGUGUUUUUUUUGUUAAGGAGUGACACAGAAUCGCUUGGUAGGUUUAGAAUGACAGUAUUUGAGGUAUUCAGUUUUGUUGUGGAACAAAGGCAAAUAGAAAUUUGAAACUCUUGUGUUUUAAUAAAUUCAAUUUUAUGCAAAUGUAAGUUCAUUAUGAACCUUAUAUGGACCUCAUAUCGAGUUUUACUGGCAUUAUAUUUUAC
This is a messenger RNA of Strongylocentrotus purpuratus (purple sea urchin), 1400 nucleotides long. RefSeq lists its product as uncharacterized. Bases 128 to 1111 code for a protein of 327 amino acids. The record is from RefSeq and is a predicted model, not a curated record. The transcript has 4 exons. Lineage: Eukaryota; Metazoa; Echinodermata; Echinoidea; Camarodonta; Strongylocentrotidae.